AUGCACGAUUUCAAUGUGCCCACCGAGUUUGGCCAGGCAGUUGUUCGCAUUGCCUUUCCUCCGGCCUCUCUUCUCAGCUUUCCUCCCAAUGAGCUCCCUGUGACCAUUCCGGCGCCUCACGUCGACACCCCGACCUGGAAGCAGCCCUUCAACAUCCCGAACGAUCUCUAUAACCAGGUGCUGGACGUCCGGGUACCAAUCACCAUCGCGACUGUCUAUGCGCUCACCGUGGUUUUGAUCAAUCGCAUUAACAAGCGUCGCGGCUAUAAGCCCUAUGGGUUCAGUCACAGCCCCCUGUUCAAGCUGUUCGUGGUUCUCCACAAUGUGUUCCUGGCUGUUUACUCCGCAUGGACCUUCGUGGGUAUGUUCCAGGCCUUCAGCGGCUCUUUCCCCGAUAGCGAUGAUACCAAUGGCCUGGCUGGAGUUGUGGACUCGCUCUGCAAGAUCAAUGGACCCCGUGGUUACGGUAAUGCCGCCACCUACAACGCGAUCACCGACGAAUGGUCCAUUCCCAACCCCGCCUUCCAGUUGACCAACGGCAUGCCCGACCCUACGGAUGCCGGCCGUCUUUGGAACCAGGGCCUCGCCUACUUCGGCUGGUUCUUCUAUCUGUCCAAGUUCUACGAGGUUGUCGACACCGCAAUCAUUCUGGCCAAGGGCAAGAAGAGCUCGACUCUGCAGACCUACCACCACGCAGGUGCCAUGAUGUGCAUGUGGGCUGGUAUCCGCUACAUGGCUGCUCCCAUUUGGAUCUUCUGUCUGGUUAACUCGGCUAUUCACGCUAUGAUGUAUACCUACUAUACCCUUACCGCUCUUCGCAUUCGUGUCCCCAAUGCCAUUAAGCGCAGCUUGACUACCAUGCAGAUCACCCAGUUCGUCUUCGGAACGAACAUGGCUGCUGCUUACCUGUUCGUCCACUACACCAUCCCCUACCCCUCCGGCAGCGCAGCCCUCAACCAGCUGUCCAAGGCUGCCUCCAUCGCUGCCACUGCCACCGCCGAGGCUGGUUCCGUCGCCUGGUUGAAGAAGAUGGCCUUCCGGGCUGCGGGCGCUGAAGGAAUUGCCGAGAACGUUGGCACUACUUUCAACGUCGCUCCCGUUCAGCAAUCCGGCUACUCUCACCAGAUGGUUACCUGUAUGGAUACCACCGGCCAAGCCUUCGCCGUCUGGUUGAACGUCUCUUACCUCCUUCCCCUCACCUACCUCUUCGCGCGCUUCUUUGUCCGAUCCUACCUGAACCGUAAGGACCCCGGUGUGAAGCAGCCCACCCACAUGGAGGCCGCCGAGAAGGCCGGCAUGGAUGCUCUGAAGAGCCUGAGCCGCGAGAUCCGCAAGGCUGCUAUCGAGGGCGAGAACAGCGAGGUGACCACCGAUGAUGAGGUCAUCAAGGCCCAGGUCCAGAAGAUCGCGAACAAGACCAUUGCUCCUGAUUCGCCGAUCCGCACUCGCUCGGCUGCUGCUACAAAGGCGAAGACUGCUUCUGCUUCUUCCAGCCGAUCGGUGUCUGAAGAGGGCUUUUCUAAGGUCCCCGUGAAGAAGGGCGCCAAGAAACCAAAGGCUGAGAAGGAGACAUCCUCCAGCCCAAGCACCAAGGACGAGAACCGUUUCGGGGUAUUGGAUAACAAUGCUUGA
Messenger RNA from Penicillium paradoxum, 1632 nucleotides. Its product is annotated as elongation of very long chain fatty acids protein. The record is from RefSeq and is a predicted model, not a curated record. The transcript is spliced from 2 exons. Gene Ontology annotation, biological process: fatty acid elongation, polyunsaturated fatty acid; fatty acid elongation, saturated fatty acid; very long-chain fatty acid biosynthetic process. Gene Ontology annotation, cellular component: endoplasmic reticulum membrane. Bases 1 to 1632 code for a protein of 543 amino acids. Gene Ontology annotation, molecular function: fatty acid elongase activity. NCBI's taxonomy places the organism in Eukaryota, Fungi, Ascomycota, Eurotiomycetes, Eurotiales, Aspergillaceae.